This is a messenger RNA of Tetranychus urticae (two-spotted spider mite), 1872 nucleotides long. RefSeq names its product solute carrier family 60 member 2-like. Gene Ontology annotation, biological process: transmembrane transport. The record is from RefSeq and is a predicted model, not a curated record. Lineage: Eukaryota; Metazoa; Arthropoda; Arachnida; Trombidiformes; Tetranychidae. Gene Ontology annotation, molecular function: D-glucose transmembrane transporter activity.
GAGCCACCGUGUUAAUGAAUUUAUUAUAUUUUUAACAUGUUAUUCGGGUUCAUUUCAUGGAGGUUUUUUAAUUUAAUGGGUUCAUUUAUUGCUGACUUACUGUCCCUUGUGAUUUGUAUAGCAAUUUGAUUUUGAAAUUUUUCUCUCAACCAAUCAAUAUUCAAUAAUAUUAUUAAUAUCACAUGGCAUCGGCAUUUAGAUGAUCUCUGAUCAUUAAUCAGUUCAUUUUUGUUUAAUCAAGACGUACAAAGAUGCAUGCAAUUAGCUGUAUACAAAUAGUGAGAGACAAUGGAGAGGACAGCUAAGUAAAUGAAUGCAAGUAACUCUCACUAUCGAUUAGGUUUAUCAAUAUUAAAUUGCCUUUGUAAUUAGUGAAAUACAUCCAUAACGUUAAUAAGUUAUCGCCCGCUGACGAGCAAUAUUUUACAAUUAAACAGCUAUUUCAAGAAACAAAUGGGUUUUAAAUUACUUGUGACUGAAUAUGUCCGGGCCAAUAAUUACAAAUUACUGAACACUUUAGUAUGUUUUGCCAGUUAUGCUGGAAUGGGAAGUGUUUAUACCCUACUUGGAUCAUCUUUACUUGAUUACCAGAUUUUAAUAAAUGAAAAUUUCCAAACAAUGGCUACUCUUGUCCAACUAAGAGCGAUUGGGGAUACUGUUGGAUCGAUCUUAGCUGGAUUUAUUGAAAAAUAUAUCAGCUUAGUUCUGUGUCUUAGUUUAUCAAACCUGGUUCUUGGUAUUUCCAUAAUUGUAUCUCCAUGGUUCAACAGUUUCUGGCCAUUAUCGGUAGCUACAAUAUUUGGUGGAUUAUCUCUUGGUUUUCUCGAAAUAUUUUGCCAUGUUUACAUCGCGCUGUUAUGGAAAGCACAAUGCACUAACUACCUUCAAGCUCUUCACCUAUUUUUUGAUGUUGGUGCUUUGGUUGCUCCGUUGAUUACACGGCCGUUUUUACUUCCCAUUGAUUUUGAUGAUUACAAUAACCGACAUGGAAUCAAUUCAACUGAUAGUAAAUCUUACACCAAAGAUGAUGUUCUCAUUCAAUAUCCUCACCUCAUAAUGGGACUAUUCCUGGCUGCUGUUGCCUUUAUAUUUUUCAUUAUUUUCAUCUAUGGAAAUGACCAAAUUGAAAGUGAUGAUGAUAAUGACAAAGAUAAAGAAUCAACUAAUAACAAACCAAAUGACGGCCAGAGAUCCAAACAAAUACUGGCCAUAGUUCUGACAGCGUUAAUUGUUAAUUUUGAAUUUGGUGGACAAAAUCUCGUCAGUUCUCUUGGUCCAGCCUUCGGAGUUAAAUCUAAUUUAAGAUUAGACAAAAAAGAGGCUACCCUUUUGGUGACCAUUUACUGGUCAAUUUUAGGGUUGUACAAACUCGUGUUGAUUCCGUUGACAAUAUACUCUACUGAUGUAACUUUGAUCAUAUCCCAUGUGAUAAUAGCAAUUUGUGGAGCUUCAGUUAUGGCUUCUGGAGCUGACAGCAAUUUAACAUUGACUUUGAUCUCAUUUGGCCUUCUUAGCAUUGGCUUUGCGCCUUGUUUUGCUUUAUGUUUCGGUCUUAUUCAGAAAUUCUUUACAGUUUCAAGUAGAGUUACUUCACUGAUCUUCUUCUUUGGAAUUUUGGGUGAAUCGAUUCACCCAUGGGUUGUGUCUAGAUUCAUGGAAUCAUCUUCAUCUUUUUAUACUAAUUAUUUUGCAACAAUGGUAUUUAUCGACUCAUUUUUAUGCAUAUUUCUUGUAAUUCUCAUGGUUAAAUUUUACAAGAAAAGUUCUCCAAUUAGAGAUGAAUAUCAAGAAUUUUCAAACUGAAAUAACUUUCUUUUUGCAUGGGCUUCAAGACUCAUGAAAAUAAAAUGUUUAAACCUCCUGGAGUAUAAA